AAGCACCGAUUCAGCAGGUGCACCUUGUCUCCUUUCCACGAUUCUCCUCUCUCCUCUCCCAUCCUCGUCGUUGUUUGACACCAACGUCGCCCCGUCCUUGUAGCGAUGUCUUCCAACAGGAGCAGGGCUCCUAGUUCGAGCCGCAACGGCAAAGCGCCAGCGACUUUCGAGACCAUCAAUGGCGAGUUGGUUGAGCUCACCAAACAGGGAACCAUCUCGAGAAUGCGUUCUCAUCGAGGCAACAAGCCUACCAUCCCACAAAGCCACCCGUGCCACCUCUGUCCAGCGAAGUUUACGCGGCCCACGCAUCUCCAUCGUCAUCUCCGAACCCACUCCAACUCGCGCUCUCACAAGUGUGAUAGAUGCAGCAGGGAAUUCACUCGCAGUGAUCUUCUGACGCGCCACAAACGGAGCUGCGGUGACCCGGCCAUCGCUAAUCGGUCCCGACGAAAGUCGUGCCAGGCGUGCGCCGACGGCAAGACAAAGUGCGACCUGCAGCAGCCCUGUGGCAGGUGCAGAGCGCGAGGAUGUGAGUGCACCUACCUCCGCAAGCCGUCUGUGAAGUCCGAGAAAGAGGCGUCGUCGUCGCCGAACCCGGGUUCUUCCGCUAGCCCCGAGAGCUCACCAGAGGUCCAACGAGACAAGGAAAGUUUCAGGCCGCAAAGCGAACUGACGCCUCCCCCAUUUGCAGUGCCAGAGGUCCGGCACGGCGUAUUCGUUAGCUCGUUCUCCGCGCCCGAGCUCGCUGAUUACCACAAUGGCGGCACAUCGUCGUAUUACGGCUCGUCGUACGCCUCCACGUCGCAUGCGCCUUCGGUGAGCGGCUACUCCGAAAGCACAAGCGCGUACCCGAUUUCGUACCCCGCGAUGGGCAGCGGGUCGUUUGCACAAGAGGCCAACAAAGUCAACAACGAGCUCAAUGCACUGUUCUCGACCGAGCUCUUCGACAAGUUCUUCCACGACUACCUCGAUGAGAGCAAGUCGAGCGCACAGCCGUCGUUCGCGUCUCCAAUAGACCCGUACGCAUCUUCCUUCGACAACAGCAGCCAGUUCCCUUUCGCCACGGAACCUUUGCCAGAGCCGCAGCCAUUCAUGGGUUCCGUGCCUCCAGACAUGGACGAAGAGUUCCUCAACCAGCUGUGCACGGUGCCAGGGCCAACCUCGUAUCCGCCAUACCCAUUAGACGUGCAGCAUCCUCAGCCUCAAGCCCUACCUCAGCCUCGGCCUCAACCCCCAGUCUCGACUUCCACUGGCGCAGCACCGUAUCCUUCGGAGCUACAGCAGUACAUGCACCUAUUCUACCAGAUGUUCCUGUACCAGAUGCCCGUCAUGCACAUUGCUACGUUCACGAUCGAGGGCAAGCCGCCGGUACUUCUCUCUGCGAUGCAGGCAUGUGGAGCGUUGUACGUCAAGACGGCGGCCGCGUCUCAGUUCAUCGACCACACACUCAAGAACGCGCGCGAACAGCUUUUGCAGGAAUUCGCCAAGAAAUCAACGACCACGGCCGAGCAGAUGCACCUUGUCCUCGCCGUCGUCCUGCUUCAGACCAUAGGGCUCUUCCAUCAACGGCCGGAACAGAGGAUGCAAUCGAACAUCUAUCAUCCGAUGCUGGUUUCGAUGAUACGGCAGUCUGGGCUGAUCCAGAAGGUCACAAGCUGGCAGCCGCCUGUGGUCACCGAGAGCAUCAACAUGGACACUGCCUGGCGAGAAUGGGCAUUCCACGAGACUACCAAACGGCAAGUAUUCGCUGCCCUUCUUCUCACAUACCUCCACGACACUUGCCAUUGCAUCUACUUUACCCAGCGCCCGUUCUUCGCUCGCGAGGAAGUCACUGUGCCACUACCGUGCGAAGAUGGGCUCUGGCGGGCAAAUUCACCGGGGGAGUGGUACGCUCUGCUGCAGCGGCCAUCCGAAUAUGGCUCUCAGGAGCGGCGUUUCCGUCCCUACGGUCUGCAAGAGGCCCUCACGCUUCUCGCCGACCCGAGCGAGGACGACUCCAGCAAGCCGCUGCUCGUCACGCCCCUCGCGCACUUCAUCCUCUCGCACGCCAUCCUCCGCAAGCUCUUCGAGGAGUGCAUCGAGCGCCCGACGGGCGUGGACGACGAGCCGACGCCGGAGAGCCUGUCGAUCCAGUACAUGCUGCACACGUGGCUCAAGAGCUGGUGGAGCUCGCCCGAGACGCCGCAGUACUCGGACGUGGAGGAGCCGCGGUUCCUGCACGACGCGCUGCCGUUCUACUGGAUCGCGCAGGUCGCGCUGCUGGCGUACCAGGAGCGGCUCCCGCCGUUCGCGACCGGGGCGGCGGGCGGCACGGGCGGGGAGGCGGCGCUCGGGGAGGCGAAGUUCCGGCUCGUCAAGGAGUGGCUGCGGCACAUCCGGCAAUUCUUGCGGAAGGGCGAGCAGGGCCCGACGCUGUUCUGGGACGAGCUGCACAAGAUCCGGCGCAAGUCCCGGGGAAGAGAAGUGUAUUCGGACGUGGAGAGCCUCGGAGCUGUCUCGGAUGACUCGGACGGUCCUGGUGGGCUGCUCGGCUUCUUUGCUGGGGAGCCGUAGGACUCGUUUUCCAUCUUUUCCCAUAUUCCUCGCACAGCCCACUCGUAUUCUACACUCCCACAUCUCUAGCAUCUUGGAUAUGUGCACCUUUUUGUCGCUUUAUCUGUAUCUUCUUGGAUAUAUCUCUGCAUAUCCUUCGCCACAUGAUCCACACAUAUAGUUCUUUUCUUUUUCUUUUUUCUUUUU
Molecule: messenger RNA, 2739 nt
Organism: Phanerochaete carnosa HHB-10118-sp
Lineage: Eukaryota; Fungi; Basidiomycota; Agaricomycetes; Polyporales; Phanerochaetaceae
Exons: 9
Coding region: 106-2553 (815 amino acids)
Biological process (GO): regulation of DNA-templated transcription; DNA-templated transcription
Molecular function (GO): DNA-binding transcription factor activity, RNA polymerase II-specific; zinc ion binding; DNA binding
Source: RefSeq, a predicted model, not a curated record